This is a messenger RNA of Zophobas morio, 1145 nucleotides long. Its product is annotated as c-Myc-binding protein homolog. Gene Ontology annotation, biological process: regulation of DNA-templated transcription. The record is from RefSeq and is a predicted model, not a curated record. Bases 302 to 721 code for a protein of 139 amino acids. The transcript is spliced from 3 exons. NCBI's taxonomy places the organism in Eukaryota, Metazoa, Arthropoda, Insecta, Coleoptera, Tenebrionidae. Gene Ontology annotation, cellular component: nucleus. Gene Ontology annotation, molecular function: transcription coactivator activity.
AUCAGGUGCCAAGUUGCCAACCUAACAACGCGCAUAAUCCGAAUUACCGAAAUUACUUUGAAUUUCAGUUAGUUUGUAAAAACGGUGUUUUCCGCGUUUAUUUUACAAUUUUCCCACAUUUCCCGAUCGAUUCGUCCUGGCGUGUAUUGAACAUCGCUUGUUUGUCAUUUCGCAGCAGCCAGUGUCACUUUUUGCAAGAAAUCUGCUACCUUGGCAUAAGCGUGUCAUAAAUUCGUCCAAAUCUUGUGAUUCCUAAUUAUACAAAUAAAUACACGUUCAUUAGUAGCAACCCUUCGCCGCAAUGUCGAAUCCAACGUUUAAGCCGUCCGAAGGAAAGCGCGAAGAGUUCCGCAAGUACUUGGAGAAAGGAGGAGUCAUGGACGCCUUGACCAAGGUGCUGGUGAACUUGUACGAGGAACCCGAGAAGCCAGAAGAUGCUUUAGAAUACAUUCGAGAUCGGUUGGCCAUGCAAGCGGGACUCGAGACGUACUCGCAGAUGAAAGGUCGAUUGGAGGAGUUCCAGACCCGAAUUGAUAACCUGACGCUGGAAGUGGGAGAGCUCAGGGCCGCCACUGAACCGCCGCCCGAGGGUGACGUUGAAGGGGAGGCGUUAAUUGAUGAUGGGACUCCAGUGGAUCCGAUAGUAGAAGGCGAUGGCGGCGUGCCGGGGACAGAAGACCAAGGGGAGGGAGAGCAACCGGCAGCAGGAAAUCCCGAGUAACGCCUCCGGCUUUUACACACUGUUUUUAUCAUACUAAUACUUUUAGAGUUUUAUUUUUGUUCAUUAUAAAGCGGUUUUUAGUUUAUUAUGCUUUUGUUAUGAGAUGACUUUCAGUUGAGACUUAUCGUUGUUUGUAACUUGAUCUCAGCCAGUUUUAUUUUUAAAAACAGAAAUGUCUGCCUGGAGCGCCAGGCGUUGCCUUAAAGUAGAUAGAAUAAUCGCUGUUCGAAGACGUUCUCUUUUUAUGUCGUCUGUUUACAGAGUCAUUUUAUAGUUUAUCAGACAAAGCCGCCAUUUUAGCGCGACGUGGGGCGAAAUUUACUACUCCUUGUAAUACUUAUACCUGUAACUGUUCUGUUUAUUGUUUAUCAAAGUGGAUAUUGGAACAUUAAAACUGUUUCAUUAAUAAAUUACUUUAUUCAGA